Messenger RNA from Perkinsus marinus ATCC 50983, 256 nucleotides. RefSeq lists its product as hypothetical. The transcript has a single exon. The annotation marks the transcript as partial. The record is from RefSeq and is a predicted model, not a curated record. Lineage: Eukaryota; Perkinsozoa; Perkinsida; Perkinsidae.
GAUGCGCUUGUUGAGAUACUCCUCAAGUGCGAGGACUCCACGGGACAGCAAACUCUCCUCCAGGAGCAGGCUGUGGAACGGGGUGAUCGGGUUAUUUACGGUGUCAAGUUUCAUCCUGAACUGGCUCCUACCGAAGUCGCGUACUGGUCGAUCGCCAAGGCCAUGAGAGUUACAAACUCAACCAAGUCUACUGCUGGUCUCGAAGAAAGGGUUGCGGUGAACCAGCAGCCGGCCGAUCUCAUUUUCGAGCUCACAC